AUGGCGCCGCCGGCAGUGUUGAUGGUCGGCACAGGUGAGUACACGACCGGCUUCGUCUCGGGGGCUGCGUCCACCUCGGACAAGAAAGUGGGUGUGGUUGGACUGACGCUCUUCGACCUCCGCCGUCGUGGCAAAGUCUCGGACCUCUUCAUGGUCGGCGUCUCGGGCACAAAGUUCCCAGCGAUACGAGCACACCUUACGAAGAACAUCUCCGAGGCGUACAACGGGCUGGACGUUUCCUUCAAGUCGUUCCCCGCCGACGACCAAACGGACCCCAACGCUUACAAGGCGGCCAUCGACGCCCUGCCGCCCCGGUCGGCCGUGACGGUCUUCACGCCGGACUCGACACACUACGACAUCGCCAAAUACGCCAUCGAGCGCGGCCACCACGUCCUUCUGACCAAGCCAGCGACCAAGCUGCUGGCGCAGCACCUGGACCUGCUGGCCACGGCGGAGCGGGGCGGCGUGCUCGUCUACGUCGAGCACCACAAGCGGUUCGACCCGGCGUACGCGGACGCGCGGUUCCGCGCCGCCACGCUCGGCGACUUCAACUACUUCUACAGCUACAUGUCGCAGCCCAAGUCGCAGCUGGCGACGUUCAAGGCCUGGGCCGGCCGCGACUCGGACAUCUCGUACUACCUCAACUCGCACCACGUCGACGUCUGCGAGUGGAUCGUCCGCGACGCCGGGUGGCGGCCCUCGACGGUGCGCGCCAGCGCGAGCCGCGGCAUCGCCGAGAGCGAAAGCGUCGGUUGCGCCGCGGGAACAGAGGACACCAUCACGUUACUCGUCGACUGGACGCAGCCUCGCGAUCAAACCAAGCGCGCCACGGGCAUCUACACGGCGAGCUGGACGGCGCCCAUGCACGCGGGGGUCCACUCGCAGCAACAUUUCCACUACGUCGCCUCUCGGGGCGAGAUCAACGUCAACCAGGCCAAGCGGGGGUACGACGUCGUCGACGAGUCCGACCACAGUGGCAGUGCCCUGAAAUGGUACAACCCGUUCUACAUGCGCUACGCGCCCGACGAGCAGGGCAAUUUCGCCGGCCAGAGCGGCUACGGCUACGUCAGCUUUGAAAAGUUCAUCGACGCCGUGACGGCCCUGAACGACGGGACCGUCACUCUCGCCCAGCUCGACCAGAGGGGCGGGCUGCCCACCCUGCGCAACACCGUGCUCACCACGGCUAUUCUGGAAGCGGGGCGCCGGUCCCUCGAUCAGGGGGGUCGGCCGGUCGAGAUUCUCGUGGGUGAUGACGACGACAAGGUCGAACUCAAGUAA
This is a messenger RNA of Fonsecaea nubica, 1278 nucleotides long. RefSeq lists its product as hypothetical. Gene Ontology annotation, cellular component: cytoplasm. Lineage: Eukaryota; Fungi; Ascomycota; Eurotiomycetes; Chaetothyriales; Herpotrichiellaceae. The coding region runs from base 1 to 1278 and encodes 425 amino acids. Gene Ontology annotation, biological process: NADPH regeneration. Gene Ontology annotation, molecular function: oxidoreductase activity; nucleotide binding. The transcript has 2 exons. The record is from RefSeq and is a predicted model, not a curated record.